This is a messenger RNA of Emericellopsis cladophorae, 1038 nucleotides long. RefSeq lists its product as uncharacterized. Lineage: Eukaryota; Fungi; Ascomycota; Sordariomycetes; Hypocreales; Bionectriaceae. Bases 1 to 1038 code for a protein of 345 amino acids. The record is from RefSeq and is a predicted model, not a curated record. The transcript is spliced from 4 exons.
AUGGAGGAGAUCUGCAUGUUUAUUGCAUUGGGAGCUCUCGGUGGUACAGCUUAUGCUGGCUACGAGAUGGUCGAGACACCUGGGUACUACGUUCACCAGUGGAACUUGGUCAACGGAGACCUUGUUCGACCUCUUUAUCUCAUUCUCGUCUAUGGAUGUUGCUACAGUGUAGUUUUGCCCCUGAUCAAGACCGCUAUCCUGCUUGACUGGUGCCGCGUCUUCGUACCAACCGACAAGUAUCGAAACCCAUUUUGGUGGGGAUGCGUUACCCUCAGUACCUUUCAAUGCGUCUGGGGCGUCAUGUGCAUCAUUCUCCUCAACAUGCAAUGCAGACCGCAUAACGCCAUCUGGGAAUUUUAUGUCCCGUCUAAAUGCUACGGACUUCCCUCCGUCAUGCUUGGAUCAGCGUCCGUUCAGGUCAUCACGGACAUCUGCAUGGUUCUGUUACCUCAGCGUGAGAUCUGGAGACUGCACAUGAACUGGCAGAGGAAGGCUGGUAUUGCCCUCAUGUUCGGCGUUGGCAUGAUUGCCUGCAUCGCUGCUUGCUUCCGCCUGUCUCACACUAUCACUUUCUCGAAGGAGCUCGACCGAAUGUACUUCAUUGGUCCCUUACUGUUCUGGGCAUGGGCAGAGAUGACGGCUGGCUUCUUCAUCUUCAGCUUCCCUUGCUUGCCGAGAAUUCUGGCCGAGUCUCCACUGCCUCAGACCGUGAAGUCGCUGUUCGGUAUCAGUGCAGGCUCUAGACCCAGUGCAAGUGGAAACUCCAACCCCAUUGUCACAAUCGGUGGAAGCGGCGCGAAGGCAAAGACGAAGGGUGGUCACGUGGAGAUUCCCGAUGAUGGUAUGCCAAUGGAUGAUCAAAGCCCGAACGACUCUCAAGAGGCCCUCUACCGUGGCAAGGCUCCUGAAGAGGAACAACAGAAGGAGAAUGGAGAGGUGAGACGGACGGUUCAAGUCUCGGUAACAUCAGAUGCGCGAUCGAACUCUCCUGUCCCGGACAAUGGCAUGCCGUGGAGCACCGUGGGCCGGCGCUACUAA